This is a messenger RNA of Encephalitozoon hellem ATCC 50504, 462 nucleotides long. RefSeq names its product ubiquitin-protein ligase. The record is from RefSeq and is a predicted model, not a curated record. The coding region runs from base 1 to 462 and encodes 153 amino acids. The transcript has a single exon. NCBI's taxonomy places the organism in Eukaryota, Fungi, Microsporidia, Unikaryonidae.
AUGAACCCAUCGGAUGCAUUUUCCUUUGCGUCCUUCCGCUUGAGGACAGAGAUCAAGUCUAUUGAGCUGCUUCCGGGAGCAUCACUGUCUGUAGGUAAGUCCUCGGAGGAGAGGUAUGCCAUGGAAGUUGAAUAUACAAUGCCAAUAGCAGAGGGCAUCUAUGAGGGAAGAGUCCUAAGAUUCAAGCUGAAGAUUCCACACGCAUAUCCGUUCAAGCCUCCCAAGCUCUUGUGCCUCGACAAAGUGUUCCAUCCAAACAUUGAUGGUGAUGGAAAUGUCUGCAUGGAGAUCCUGAGGCUGGGAUGGAGACCGAGCCAUGGGCUAGAAAGCAUACUCAUCAACCUUUAUGUCAUAUUUAUUGAGAUUACCGGAGAAGAUGCACUGAAUGCCUUAGCAGGAGACAUGUUCAGGGAAGAUUAUGAGAGAUUUGUAAGGAUCGCAAAGGGCCAGGAAGAAGCAUGA